UUAUACGUGUAGAAAGGUUGUCAGAGAAGGUUGGUUGCAGAACCAUUUUUUUCUCCCCAGGUAGGCAUUGAGGCAGACAGGCUCCUUCCAGUGGGGCUGCUGAGAGAACAGUCAUUUUGAUCCAAAUGAUGUGUAUUUAUCCGCUUCAUACCGUACUGCCGCACCCACGACAGUUUUGAACCUGUAGAGCUGUGAGGGCAUCAGCGCUCUCUCUCUCUCUCUCUCUUUUUUUUUUAAACAUUUUUUUUAUUUAUUUUGGCGGGGGAGAGGCAGAAAAAGAGGGGGACGGAGAGUCCAAAGUGGGCUCCAAAGGGGGCUCGAACUCACUAACCGCGAGAUUAUGACCUGAGCUAAAGUUGGACACUUAACUGAGUGAACCACCCAGGCGUCCCUCCAAAUAAUGUCUUUUAAGUAGAAAAGUAGAAACUGUCAGCGGACUCCACGCUGACAGCAGAGAGGGGCUUGAACUCACCAACUGUAAGACUGACCUGAGCCAAAGCUGGACGCUUAACCAACUGAGCCACCCAGGCACCCCAGAGGCAUCAGCACUCUUCAUUUUAAUCACGCCAGCAGAUCCUGAACAUUACUUUUCAGGCUUUUUUUUUUAAAACCUGGUUUCUUUCUUCUCUCUCUCUCUCUCUCUUUUUUUAAAUAAAGACUUUAUGUUUUAGAGCAAUUUCAGGUUCACAGAAAAUAGAGCGAAAGGUACAGAGAUUUUCCAAAUAUCACCUGACCCACAUAUGCACAGGCUGCCCCAUCAACAUGGCCACCAGAGUGGGACAUUGAUUGUAAUUGAUGAACCUGCACUGACACAUCGUUCUCACCCAGAGGCCAUCGCUUACAUUAGGAGCCGCAUAGGUGCUGGACAUCCAGUGAGUUCGGACAAAUACAGAAUGACAGGUAUCCACAUUUGUGGUGCCAUACAGAGUAAUUUCACUUCCCUAAACAUCUCCUGUGCUCCGCCUUUUCAUCCUUGCCUGUCUCCAAAUUAGGGGACUUUUUUUUCUUGUGGACAAUUGAUGACGGCCAUACUCUGAGGUCUCUCUUUAGUUCAUGCAUUUUAUUCAUAGAGAAAAAAGGGUUCUUUUUGCUUAUGAACUAUGAGGUAGAAUAUUAAACACUUUGAAAUUUAAUGUUCCGCUCUGUAAUUUGGAAGAAAAAAAGAACGCCUGUGUUUGUUUGUUUGUUUGCUUGCUUGUUUUGUAUUGCUGAAGCGUAUGAACUUAGUAGAAAUCCAUACAAGCAUAGAACUGGAUUGGAAAGAAAGUUAGUGGGUACCGAAGUAAAUCCUUCCACCUUAUGUACCAGCCAACAGAGGCCAGGAAAAAUUGGGUGGUUUGCUCAAAUAUAAAUGAAAUAAGUCUAAAAAUAUCUCCUCGUCUGUAGGAGAAAAAAGUCCCCAAAGUUUACUUUCCUUCCCAGCAAAACUAUAUUAGUUGAAUUGAAUUAAUUAGAAAAUGCGAGUCUGCUUUGCAGAUGAACUUCAGUGACUGUGACUUGGGGAUCUAGACAGUCUAUACUGAGAGCCCCGUUCCCUUUCCUGAACACUGCCUCUGUCUUGUCAUUAGAAUUGUGCUAUUCUGCUCAGUUCGGAGUGUGCAGAUCCAAGAGAAAAGGACGUGGCCAGCAUCUGUGGCUGACCAGCCCUGCUCAAGGCCACGGGCUGUCCACUUCUCACUCCAGGCUGGCCCCGUGCACUUGCUGGCUUUCAGAAAACUACCUUCCAGUGUCAGGUUGGAGGGUGUGUGUUUUCUGCAGCUCUGUGCACCCCUCAGCAGAGACUUGGGAGACUGUUUGCCCCUCAUCUGACUAUAACUGUGUGGGCUGGUUCCUUUUGAGCUUCUGGGUUAUAGCUGUGCUUUAAUUUUUGUGAAAUGAAACUUUAAAAUGUUAUUGUUUUAGCAGCUAAACAUCUGUUUUCCACAGGCGAAUUCAAAUCCCAAAAUGGAACUGGAGUCAUAAAACCUAACCAACAGUUUGACUGCCAUUUAAAUCAAUGGUGCCUUUUUUCCCCCAAAUAAUGUCUUUAAAAAAUUUUUUUUAGCAUCUAUUCAUUUUUGAGAGACAGAGAGCGAGAGGGAGAGGGGCAGAGAGAGAAAGGGAGACACAGAAUCCGAAGCAGGCUCCAGACUCGGAGCUGUCGGCACAGAGUCAGACGGGGGGCUCGAACUCACGAACCGUGAGAUUAUGACCUGAGCUAAAGUUGGGUGCUUAACUGACUGAACCACCCAGGCGUCCCUCCAAAUAAUGUCUUUUAACUAGAAAAGUAGAAACUGAGAAUGCCCUAGUUUGGGUGUUCAUUCUUUAGAAUUAUACUAGUGACAAUAGAAGUGACUUUGGGAACCUUCCAAGACCUCUAAACCUUGACCUAUUCCAUAGUCAUUGGCAAAUGAACAGGCGUAGGACUCCAGGAGAUUAAAGUGUCUGCUUUAACAUGGGGAGGUGGAAAUAGGGCUAGAGACAGCAAUUGGAAUCCAGUGGCCUUUAUUCUCCACAAAUAUGUAGAUCGUUUAUAACAGUAAAAUGAUUCGAUCGGGGUAUAGACAGACUUUUCCAGAGGAUGUAUUUUCCAUCACUGUUUAGGUACAUUAUGUGACGUGGUUGAGCAGACGACAUUUGGAUGAAAUUUGUGUGAAUGGAAUCACGCUGGAGAUGACCUAAAGGAGAAGAGUAUUCUGAGCGUUUUGGAUGAGAUGUCCCCUGCCACUUGCCAUAUGGUUUAGCAGGUGCCCUCAGAUGCCAACAGGCAAAGGCAGCUCAAGCAUCUCAUCCGACGUGAGUUCAAGUACAGAUCACACGCCGACCCAAGCCCAGAAGAAUGUGGCUACCAGUGAAGACUCCGACCUGAGCAUGCGCACCCUGAGCACGCCCAGCCCGGCCCUGAUAUGUCCACCGACCCUGCCCGGAUUUCAGAAUGGAAGGGGCUCGUCCACCUCCUCGUCGUCCAUCACCGGGGAGACGGUGGCCAUGGUCCACUCCCCGCCCCCGACCCGCCUCACCCACCCGCUCAUCCGGCUCGCCUCCCGACCCCAGAAGGAGCAGGCCAGCAUCGAGCGCCUCCCGGACCAGUCCAUGGUGCACAUCUUCUCCUUCCUGCCCACCAACCAGCUGUGCCGCUGCGCGCGCGUGUGCCGCCGCUGGUACAACCUGGCCUGGGACCCGCGGCUCUGGAGGACUAUCCGCCUGACGGGCGAGACCAUCAACGUGGACCGCGCCCUCAAGGUGCUGACCCGCAGACUCUGCCAGGACACACCCAACGUCUGUCUCAUGCUGGAAACCGUAACUGUCAGUGGCUGCAGGCGGCUCACGGACCGAGGGCUUUACACGAUCGCCCAGUGCUGCCCGGAACUGCGGCGCCUGGAGGUCUCGGGCUGUUACAACAUCUCCAACGAGGCGGUCUUCGACGUGGUGUCCCUGUGCCCCAACCUGGAGCACCUGGAUGUGUCAGGGUGCUCCAAAGUGACCUGCAUCAGCUUGACCCGGGAGGCCUCCAUUAAACUGUCCCCCUUGCACGGCAAACAGAUUUCCAUCCGCUACCUGGACAUGACGGACUGCUUCGUGCUGGAGGACGAGGGCCUGCACACGAUCGCCGCGCACUGCACGCAGCUCACCCACCUGUACCUGCGCCGCUGCGUGCGCCUCACCGACGAGGGCCUGCGCUACCUGAUGGUCUACUGCGCCUCCAUCAAGGAGCUGAGCGUCAGCGACUGCCGCUUCGUCAGCGACUUCGGCCUGCGCGAGAUCGCCAAGCUCGAGUCGCGCCUGCGGUACCUCAGCAUCGCCCACUGCGGCCGCGUGACCGACGUGGGCAUCCGCUACGUGGCCAAGUACUGCGGCAAGCUGCGCUACCUCAACGCCCGGGGCUGCGAGGGCCUCACGGACCACGGCGUGGAGUACCUCGCCAAGAACUGCGCCAAGCUCAAGUCCCUGGACAUCGGCAAGUGCCCGCUGGUGUCCGACACGGGCCUGGAGUGCCUGGCCCUGAACUGCUUCAACCUCAAGCGGCUCAGCCUCAAGUCCUGCGAGAGCAUCACGGGCCAGGGCCUGCAGAUCGUGGCGGCCAACUGCUUCGACCUGCAGAUGCUCAACGUCCAGGACUGCGAGGUGUCCGUGGAGGCCCUGCGCUUCGUGAAGCGCCACUGCAAGCGCUGCGUCAUCGAGCACACCAACCCCGCCUUCUUCUGAGCGCGCUUGGCGCGCGCCGCACGGACCCCACGAACCCCUUUCUAGAAAGCAGCGUAUGUAAGCACCGACCGCCGCUCGCUCGUAACAGCUCUUUCUUCCUGGAAGGUUCUUAGGCAUCCGGCUUUUCUUUCUCCCUAUGUCUGGCGGGCCCACAGGGGUCAAGGGAAGGAAGGGGGAGUGGGGGGGGGGAGACCCCGGGGGAGCGGGGGGAGGGGCACGAAUUUCUGUUGACAGCGAACCGGUCGUGUGGUCGGGUCCUGCCGAGGCAGCGUCUCGUCUCCCGAAAGGCGUGCCUCGGCAAGCUGGCGGCGGAGUGUUGGAGGACGCCUCUUUUCUCUGUCUCUCCGCCCCUGGCCACCUCCCAGGCUUCUACGCGCACCCCCUGCGCCCCCACCUCCACCCCCACCCCGCCCUCGCCAGCAGCAGCCACAAAUCCUCCGAAUAGUGAUGCUCUCCGGACCUCCUCCCCCUUAAACUGCUUCAUUGGCCUAAGCCCUACCCAUCAAUCCCACACCCAGGCAGAUUCUCGUUAAAGAAUAUACAAAGUGGUAUAUGCAAAGUGCUAACGACCCUUUUCUAAAGAAUCACUUGUCCAGGCAGCACGGUGCAGGGGAGGGAGAGGGAGGGGGGGCUGCAUUCUUCCCCCCAGCUCUGCCGCUAAAUAGCUGUGUGACCUUGGGCAAACCACUUGACCUCUCUGGGCUUCAGCUUCCAGCACUGAAUCAGAGGCCACCCCUGCCCCAGGAUCCGCUCCCUUCCCAUUUUAGAACUGAGAGGACAGAGAUGUCAAUAAACAGGAGCACCCUGGCCUGGACCGUAGGAGGCAUCCACCUCUAUUGGUUUUGGAAGGUGCUUUCAGGAGAUUCAGAAGUGCCAGCGUGAAUGCCCUAUAGUUCCUUCACUCCAAUCCGAAUGUCACUCCACCCCUGUUUAUUUUGGUGGGUGAGUCUCUUGGGCACCCUCCCUGUCCCCCUAGGUGGAUCGUGUCUGUGACAAGGGCUUCCCACAUGGGUGCACCCGACGCCCUCUUGUGGAGGCAGUGGGAUUCCUACGCACAGCACAGCCCAUAUCCCCAGUCAAGGUGAUCUUGCUGAGUGUUUUCAAAUAGGAGGAAAGACCCUCACGAUUUUUAAUUAACAAGGGAGGCCCAAGAGAACGCAUGUCUUCCAAGGUUUUUCCAGUCCCUCUCAGUGCACCUGUGGCCUGCAUCAGGCAGGUCUGCCCGGCAGCUGGCAGAAACAGGCCUGUUGGUUCUUUGUCAUUCAGAUCACAUUUCGACUUUUCUCAUCUAUUUAUUUCUUUGGGCAUCCAGACAUCAUCGCAUGAAGCCUGUUGGGGUUAAGUCAUAAGUGUUUAACGGUGCAGAUUUGCCACCUCGGGUGCCUUCUCCCGUGGCUCUCUAAAUGUUCUCUGUCCAAGAAUGCACAACAGACUUUCAGGUGUUUAAAUACUGUUCACUCAAAAAUGUCAGGCAAAUGGAAGAAGGAAGUUGAUACAACUCAGGCGCCGGUCCACCAACCAGGCCCUUGGAAUAGAACGUUAAAAUUCUUGCCAAAUAGGAACUUUAAAUGGCCCUAUUUGGAUGGCGAUCCAUUUGCUAGCUUCAUGCGUGUGAGAUCAGGAUGCCAGAAAAGUCCGCUGCUCAUUUUCAUGAAAUUUAGUUGCCUUUGGUUAAUCCACACAUGACUUUUCCCAGAUUAUUCUCUAGCCACCACUCUCCUUCAACACUAUUCAAGUACUCCGCCAUUUCUUUCUCAAAGGGUCCACCUCCCCAACCCAGAACCUCUGCAUCUCCAAGCCAGGUGUAUGGAAUUUGUUUCACAUCGAGCCCACACGCAAGUCAACAGCUGCAUUCCCACCGUCGGCUCACUGUGUUUCUUUGUCUUAUGUUGGGAAGGAAAAGAUAGAGUGACGUGGCACCUGCCUAGGGGGUUCCUCUCGUGCGUCAUAUGACAUCACCUCCUCUCCAGUCAACAUCGCCAACAACUUAGUGUGCAAUCGAGACUACGUGCCACGGGGGGAAAUGAAUUGCUUGGCUGGGAAUAGUAUCCUGGAGAUAGCACAGGGUUUAGAGUCAUGGAUGAGGUUGAAGGUAGAGUUCCCCUGCUCUGUGACUGUCUAAAAUUUCAGAAUUUGAGAGCCAACAGAGGAUUGUCCCUACCCCUUGGCACCGGGGUCUUCCAAGUGGUAUUUUCAUACUCCUGGAAUGAGAAGAGAGAUCCAAAACGGCUCCCUGAACCAGAGAAUAGGUGUCCCAUUAAAAAUACCUUUAUCACCAUCACCUGACCGCAUCACCUAAACUGUCUUCCAAACAGGAGUCAAAGGUGACCUCUACAUUCAUUGCCCAGCACAUGCUGUCUUUCCCCGUCUCUCCUUUUUCCCCGUCUUCUCUUCAUCCGCUUUGCCUCCACUUGGGGUGGGAAUCUGUGGCAGAGGUCACUGGGGAAACAGCUCAGCAGAUUUUUAGAGACCAAGCAAAAGGCCUCACUAGGAAAUCUCUCUGUUUUAAAACAUUGCUUCCUUCCUGCCUCUGCGAAAAUGAAUGCUCAUUGUUGUUUUUUUAUUUCUAAUGUUCAAUCACUGCGUGCUGUAUGACUCUAGAAAGCCUUAAUUUACUACCACCAAGAAAUAAAGCAAUAUGUUGGUAA
This is a messenger RNA of Acinonyx jubatus (cheetah), 6833 nucleotides long. RefSeq names its product F-box and leucine rich repeat protein 7 (gene FBXL7). The transcript is spliced from 4 exons. NCBI's taxonomy places the organism in Eukaryota, Metazoa, Chordata, Mammalia, Carnivora, Felidae. Gene Ontology annotation, cellular component: SCF ubiquitin ligase complex. Bases 2689 to 4185 code for a protein of 498 amino acids. The record is from RefSeq and is a predicted model, not a curated record. Gene Ontology annotation, molecular function: protein binding. Gene Ontology annotation, biological process: SCF-dependent proteasomal ubiquitin-dependent protein catabolic process.